AUCAACCACGCAUGCAGACUCACCCCCGCAUUUCCCAUUCAUCCGGCUCGUUGGAAAGAUGUAGCGAGCUGUGGAGUAGGUUACAACCGCCUUGAUUCGAUUUCGCGGUGCUCAAGAUAUAUUUCAAGUGUGCUUGCAUCAGUCUUUUUUUCUUGUCUUCUUGUACGGUCUUCUAUUUCGACAAAAUGAAUACACUCAAUCCCAUCAUCCCUGGCUUCUCGCCUGAUCCUUCGCUCGUCCUGGUCGAUGGGACGUAUUUCCUCGUAAACUCCUCAUUCCACAUGUACCCUGGUCUGCCUAUAUACACCUCGCAGGAUCUCGUGCACUGGAAACAAAUCGGAAAUGCGAUCGACCGCCCCUCACAACUCAGCCUGAAAAAGUCGUCAACAUUCGUUCAUGUGGUUGGUGAGAGUGAUGGUUUGGUCGCAACAGGCGGUCUCUACGCACCCACCCUCCGCCACAACAAUGGAACUUUUUACAUUGUCUGUACAAACCUGAUACACCACACAAAUGGUGCUCCACCAGUCAUGUCCAACUUCAUCAUCUCGACUACAGACAUCUGGGGCGGGAAAUGGAGCGACCCCAUCCCCUUUGAUUUCUAUGGAAUCGAUCCUAGCCUCUUCUUCGACGCCGAUGGAAAGAGCUUCAUCUGUGGGUCUGCGUACCCUGGCCCAUCGACCAGAAUCGCUCUUUUCGAGAUCGAUCUCGCCACAGGGAAGAAGUUGAGCAAAGAAAUCGACAUCUGGACUGGCACCGGUGGCAUCUACCCCGAGGGACCGCAUAUAUAUUUCCACAACACGUUUUACUAUGUGAUGGUUGCUGAGGGAGGUACGCUUGAAGAUCACAUGGUGACAAUGGCGAGGAGCAAAGACAUAUGGGGUCCGUAUGAAAGUUGUCCGAGAAACCCGGUACUGACAGCGAGGGGGACGGACGAGUAUGUGCAGUGUACGGGACAUUGUGAGGCGUUUGAAGAUCAACAGGGCGGGUGGUGGGGCUUUUGUUUGGGAAUCAGAAUGAAAAAGAAAGACGAAGGCAGAUAUGUGCUCGGUCGCGAGACAUUCCUUACAAAAGGAAACUGGAGCGAAGAUGGCUGGCUCGAGUUUGACCGCGUAAAGAUGGACCUGAAAAUCCCCGGAGUAAAAGUGAAAGAAGAGCAGAGACUGACUGCAGCGCCGGGUGUUGACUUCCUGUACAUCCGCGAUCCGGAACUAUCGUACUACAGCAUCUCAGACGACUGCAAGAACUUCGAACUCACCUCGUCGCCUUUCGAUCUCGACACGCCUGAACAUUCACCUACGUUCCUCGGAAAACGCCAGCGUCAGCUAAACGGCACAAGCAGUGUCACUAUCACGAAUCUCCAGCAAGUAGGUAGCAAUCGCGAUCACUGCGCUGGUCUUGCCGUCUACAAGGACGAAUAUCGUUUCCUUAGAAUCUGCUAUUCCCCAUGGACGUCAACCAUAGCUUUCGAAGUGCGCAACAAAGUAAGUGCUAUUAAUCGGUCUUUGGUGCACCGCAUUCGUGGCUCUCCGAACACACUGCGCCUUGUUUUGAAGUACACGGACAUGGAGUAUGAAGCUUCAUACAGCGUCGACGGCGCAAAGAGCAUAGUAUCGGGCACAGCUGAUACGAUGGAUCUGAGCGAGAUGGACUUUGUGGGGCCGAUCAUUGGGCUUUUCGUGACAGGAGAGGGUGGCGAGGUGUGUUUCAAAGACUUUGAGGUCGCCUAGGUGUCGAUGUGGUGUGAUGGGAUUCGGGUGGUUGGAGAUGGGGCUGGGGAAAGGUGUUGUGAGGGGUAAAUAUCUAGCGUGAUCCUUAGUCAUGCACGCGUCUGGGGAAUGCGGAGAACCUUUUGCGUCUUCACACCACCGCACACAACGUAAUCUGGCCUUAACGGCGUAUACAACACGAGAUCAUGCGAUUUGUGGAUGAUGGAUAUCUUAGCUUUAGUGAGCUUGCGACAGCAAUAUGAUCAACUUGGCAAGAUUGCGUGAACAAGUCGUCAUGUUCGCCGACCAGGAUCGACCGCUUUCAUCAUCAUCAUCAUCAUCCCAUCCUCGUGCAUAUGUAUGCCACUGUUCACCUCCCGCUUUCGUCCACUUCUCCGCAUUCUCAUACUACCUAGCAUACAAGAACCAACGGUGUAAUGAUAAGAAACAAGGAAGUAUGAUAAUAACGACGUG
Molecule: messenger RNA, 2180 nt
Organism: Dothidotthia symphoricarpi CBS 119687
Lineage: Eukaryota; Fungi; Ascomycota; Dothideomycetes; Pleosporales; Dothidotthiaceae
Product: glycoside hydrolase family 43 protein
Exons: 2
Coding region: 186-1727 (513 amino acids)
Biological process (GO): carbohydrate metabolic process
Molecular function (GO): hydrolase activity, hydrolyzing O-glycosyl compounds
Source: RefSeq, a predicted model, not a curated record